AACCCGACCCGACCCAUGAGCUAAUCCAAAUUUAAACCCACAACCACAUCAGUGAAGUCGACCCGUCAAAUUUCUUAAGACCAGCCGCCGGCACGCUCGUCGGAAUCAUCUUUGGUGAGAGUUCAGAAUCACAGAAUUUCGCUCGCUAGCGAGUUCUAUGAAGCGAUCUAAGGAUCCUUUUGAGGCUACUUUUGAGGAGCAGGAUGACUCAUCCCCUGAAUCCCCUGCUGGCACCGAUGAGAAUGAAGGCCAAGAUCAAGGUGCAGUUGGUGUUAAUAUGAAUGAAGGUGACGAUGUUAAUACUGAUUCUCGUGAAAAACCUUCAACAUCUAAAGCUACAUCAGUCUCUGUUAGUACUGCUGGUCCAAUUAGCAAGCCCAAAGAGGAAGAUGAGGAGGAAGAGGAAGAAAGCAUGGAUGUGCAGUUAGGAAAACUCUCAUCAAGUAGUGAUCCUGACAAACUGGCGAAGAUGCAGUCCAUCUUAUCCCAAUUUACAGAGGAGCAAAUGAGUAGAUAUGAAUCUUUUAGGAGAUCUGGAUUUCAGAAAUCCAACAUGAAGAGGUUGCUGUCCAACAUCACAGGAAGUGCCAAGAUAUCUAUUCCUAUGACAAUUGUGGUGUCUGGGAUAGCAAAAAUGUUUGUCGGUGAGCUUAUUGAAACAGCUAAAAUGGUGAUGGCAGAGAGAAAAGAUACAGGGCCAAUCAGGCCAUGUCACAUAAGAGAAGCAUACAGAAGGCUAAAACUUGAAGGCAAGAUUCCAAAAAAGUCAGUGCCAAGGCUUUUCCGUUAGUGGACAUGGAAGCAACCUGUAGUUUUAUUUCAGAUUUGUAGCAGUCAGCCACUUUCCUCGCAGAAAGGCGUAGGAUGAGCUUGUAAAUCUUGAACGAAAAGAUUGGAUGAGGUGUACCUUUACAAGGUGAGGCUUUCGCUUUUCUUUGUGAUGCUGGGGUUUCUUCGAAGAAGUAAAUUUCGAGAGGCAUUCAGCCACCAUGGGAAGAGAGCUCUCACCUUGACGGAAGGAUUGGCAAGACGAAGAUCCGGAACAAUUGUAGCUUAACUGUGUAGUUUGUAGUGUUGGUACAUUGACUCAUUGAGUUUCAGCUGUUGCUUUCAUUUUUCCCUUUUUCAGAAGGGCAUACUUAGGAUACAUGAAAUCAUGAAAAA
Solanum stenotomum is the source of this 1164-nucleotide messenger RNA. Its product is annotated as transcription initiation factor TFIID subunit 11. The transcript is spliced from 6 exons. Gene Ontology annotation, cellular component: transcription factor TFIID complex; nucleus. NCBI's taxonomy places the organism in Eukaryota, Viridiplantae, Streptophyta, Magnoliopsida, Solanales, Solanaceae. Gene Ontology annotation, biological process: transcription initiation at RNA polymerase II promoter; RNA polymerase II preinitiation complex assembly. The coding region runs from base 158 to 790 and encodes 210 amino acids. Gene Ontology annotation, molecular function: transcription coactivator activity; protein heterodimerization activity. The record is from RefSeq and is a predicted model, not a curated record.